Scomber japonicus (chub mackerel) is the source of this 4625-nucleotide messenger RNA. RefSeq names its product slit homolog 3 (Drosophila) (gene slit3). Lineage: Eukaryota; Metazoa; Chordata; Actinopteri; Scombriformes; Scombridae. The transcript is spliced from 38 exons. Gene Ontology annotation, biological process: negative chemotaxis; axon guidance. The coding region runs from base 1 to 4605 and encodes 1534 amino acids. The record is from RefSeq and is a predicted model, not a curated record. Gene Ontology annotation, molecular function: Roundabout binding; calcium ion binding; heparin binding.
AUGCCUCCGACCGGGCAGAAGAAGCGGGCUGCGCACUGCCGGAUUUGGGCUCUGAUUUUCGCGUUGAUUGCGUGCGCUGUGUCGGUGGAUGGAUGCCCACACAAGUGCAGCUGCUCCGGGUCGCAUGUGGACUGCCAGGGUCUGGGUUUGAAGACGGUGCCCAAAGGAAUACCGAGGAAUGCCGAGCGCCUGGAUUUGAACAGAAACAACAUCACCAGAGUCACUAAAGUGGAUUUCUCUGGCAUCAAGAACCUCAGAAUUCUUCAUCUGGAGGACAACCAAAUCAGUGUUGUAGAGAGAGGAGCCUUUCAAGACCUCAGACUGCUGGAGAGACUUCGUCUGAACAGAAACAAACUCCAGUUUCUCCCAGAGCUUCUCUUCCAGUCCAACCCCAAACUAGGACGACUAGACCUCAGUGAGAACCAGAUUCAGGCGGUUCCGAGGAAAGCUUUCAGAGGAAUCACCAGUGUCAAGAACCUGCAACUGGACAGCAACCACAUCAGCUGCAUCGAAGAUGGAGCUUUCCGAGCGCUGCGCGAUCUGGAGAUUCUCACCCUCAACAACAACAACAUCACCCUCAUCCCCCUGUCCAGCUUCAACCACAUGCCUAAACUGCGGACACUUCGUCUGCACUCCAACAACCUUCACUGUGACUGUCACCUGUCCUGGCUGUCUGAUUGGCUCAGGGCAAGGCGGGGUUUGGCUCCCUUCACUCAGUGCAUGGCCCCCGCCCACAUGAGGGGCCUCAAUGUCCCAGAUGUGCAGAAAAAGGAUUUUGUCUGCAAUGGUCCAACCCAGACAGAGUCGAGGACUUGUGUACCUCAGGUAGCCAUAUGUCCGCCCAGCUGCACCUGCAACAACAACAUAGUGGACUGCAGACGUAAAGGCAUCACUGAAAUACCAGCCAACCUCCCAGAGGGCAUUGUGGAGAUUCGUUUGGAGCAGAACUUGAUUAAAAGUGUCACAGCAGGAGCCUUCUCUGCCUACAAGAAGCUUAAGAGGAUUGACUUGAGUAAGAACCAGAUUUCUGACAUUGCAGCCGAUGCUUUCAGCGGCCUUCGCUCACUCACCUCAUUGGUGUUGUACGGCAACAAGAUCACUGAACUACCCAAGGGAUUGUUUGAUGGACUGGCUUCCCUGCAGCUACUGCUGCUGAAUGCCAACAAAAUCAACUGUCUGAGAGUCAACACCUUCCAAGACCUACAGAACCUCAACCUGCUAUCACUGUAUGACAACAAACUCCAAACCAUCAGCAAAGGACUUUUCACCCCUCUACGUUCCAUCAAGACUCUUCAUCUGGCCCAGAAUCCCUUCAUGUGUGACUGUCACCUGAAGUGGCUGGCUGACUACCUGUUCGACAACCCAAUCGAGACCAGUGGAGCACGCUGCAGCCACCCCAGAAGGCUGGCCAACAAACGCAUCAGCCAAGUUAAAGGCAAAAAGUUCAGGUGCACAGGUCAGGAAGACUAUCGGAGCCGUCUGAGUGGCGAGUGUUUCCAGGAUCUGGUAUGCCCAGAGAAAUGUCGCUGUGAAGGCACCGUGGUUGACUGCUCCAAUCUCAAACUGACCCGUUUACCUCCACACAUCCCUGAACACACCACAGACCUGCGGUUAAACGACAAUGAGAUUGCUGUCCUGGAGGCUGGAGGGACGUUUAAGAAGCUGCCUAACUUGAGGAAGAUCAACCUGAGCAACAACAAGCUGCGGGACAUCCGUGAGGGUUCUUUUGAUGGGGCAGGUGGAGUUCUGGAGCUGCUGCUGACGGGGAACAAGCUAACUGGGCUGCAGGGACGAAUGUUCAGAGGUCUAACUGGCCUGAAAACUCUAAUGCUGCGGAGCAACCAAAUCAGCUGCAUUGACAACACUACAUUUACCGGUCUGAGCUCAGUUCGUCUUCUGUCGCUCUAUGACAACAGGAUCACCAGCAUCGCCCCAGGAGCUUUCUCCACCCUGCACUCGCUGUCCACUAUUAACCUCUUGUCCAACCCAUAUGUGUGUGAUUGCCACUUGGCCUGGCUAGGUCAGUGGCUGAAGAAGACCAGGGUGGUCAGUGGAAACCCUCGCUGCCAGAAGCCAGCCUUCCUGAAAGAGAUCCCUAUCCAGGACGUAGCAACACCGGACUUCACAUGCGAUGGUGUUGAGGAUAAUGGUUGUCUUCCUGCGUCUGGUUGUCCUGAUGUCUGCACGUGCUCAGACAGCGUGGUGCGAUGCAGCAACAGAGGGCUGCACUCUCUGCCCAAGGGCAUUCCCAAGGACACCACUGAACUGUACCUGGAGGGUAAUAUGCUGACAUCUGUGCCCAAGGAGCUAGUAGGCCUGAAGCAGCUGUCGUUGGUAGACCUGAGCAACAACAGCAUCAGUACAUUGGGCCCAUACACCUUCAACAACAUGACUCAACUAGCCACACUCAUCCUGAGUUAUAACCAGAUUCGCUGCAUCCCGGUCCAUGCCUUCGACGGGCUCAAGUCACUUCGCCUACUAACUCUCCAUGGCAACGACCUUUCAACUAUACCAGAAGGAGCUUUCAACCACCUCACCGCUCUGUCCCACCUGGCUCUUGGUGCCAACCCCUUGUACUGUAACUGUGACCUGCGCUGGCUCUCUCAGUGGGUGAAGGCUGGCUUUAAAGAGCCUGGCAUUGCUCGCUGUACUGGACCUCCUGACAUGGCUGACAGGCUGCUGCUCACCACUCCACUCAACAGAUUUCAGUGCAAAGGUCCAGUAGAUAUCAGUCUCAUGUCAAAGUGCGCCCCCUGCUUGGCAGCACCCUGCCAAAAUAAUGGUACCUGUGUGUCUGAUGCCACUGGAUCCUACCACUGCACCUGUCCGUUUGGAUUUAAGGGUCAGAACUGUGAGAUACCUAUAAAUGCCUGUAUUAGUUUCCCCUGCGUUAAUGGAGGAACAUGCCACAUUCAGCCUGGCCUUCAAGACUACUUCAGCUGUGUGUGUCCGCCAGGUUUUGAGGGCCAGCGCUGCGAGGUAAAUCCAGAUGACUGUGAAGACAACGACUGUGAAAACAACUCCACCUGCGUUGAUGGAAUCAACAACUACACCUGCGUCUGUCCGCCCAACUACACAGGCGACUUGUGUGAGGAGGUGAUUGACCCCUGUCUUCAUGGUUUCGACCCCUGUCAGCAUGACUCAAAGUGUGUCCAUGUUGGUCGCAGUUACAGGUGUGAGUGUUUACCGGGCUAUGUUGGCCAACACUGUGAGCAGGACUAUAAUGACUGUCUGGAGAAUAAGUGUCAACAUGGAGCAGAGUGUGUGGACGCUGUCAACGGCUAUACCUGCGUCUGUAAACAGGGUUUCAGCGGGCUGUUCUGCGAGAACCCUCCACCAAUGAUCUUGCUGCAGACCAGCCCCUGUGACCAAUCAGAUUGCCAGAACGGUGCCCAGUGCUUGGUGGUUGCUGGGGAGCCCAUCUGUCGCUGCAUGCCUGGUUUCUACGGCAACAAAUGUGACAAGAUGGCCACUGUUCACUUCCUGGGUCGCGAUGGGUAUGUGGAGCUGCCAGGCGCGAAGCUCCGUCCCACUGCACAUAUUUCAUUACAGGUGGCUACAGAUAAAGACAAUGGUAUUCUAUUGUAUAAGGAAGAUCAUGACCCCCUGGCACUGGAGUUGUACCAGGGACACAUACGACUCAUCUACGACAUCGCCAACUACCCACCCACCACUGUAUAUAGUGUGGAGACUGUGAAUGACGGCCUUUUCCACACGGUUGAGCUGUUGAUUCAAAACCGUUCACUGAGCCUGGUUGUGGAUAAUGGCGCCCCCAAGAGCCUGGGAAAGCUAGCACGCCAGCCCUCUGUUGACCACAACACCCAGCUUUACAUAGGAGGCGUACCAUCCCAGGUGGUGGCCUUGGGUCUACGUCCCGGCCCUGAACGUUCCCCUCAGGCCUUCAAUGGCUGUAUCCACAAUGUUAAAAUCAACGGGGAGCCCCAGGACCUGAGUUACAGAGCCACAGGAGGACGACCACAAGGGGCUGAUGGCAUUCUUUCAGGAUGUCACACCUGCAGUGUGUGUGCACAGGGUGCGUGCAGAGAGGGUGCCGAGACAGGGGUAACAUGUGACUGUCCUCCAGGACGUAGUGGGACCUUGUGUGACCAGACAACAGCACCGACUCCCUGUCAGAACAGCAGAUGUGUUCAUGGUCUGUGUGUACCGAAGGGUCAGUCCUACAGUUGCCAGUGUAGUGAAGGCUAUCAAGGUCAAUUCUGUGACCGAAGACAGGAGCCUCCAGCCUGCAGGGGGCAGCGCUGCGGGGGACACGGGGAGUGUCGUGUGUCAGAGGCAGGAGAGCCUGUCUGCCAUUGUCAACCAGGGUACACUGGACCAUCCUGUAACCCAGAGGUGACAUGUCAAGGAGAGAUGGUGAGGGAGCCGCUGAAACGCCAUCACCCCAUGAGAACGUGCACGUCUACCAGCAAAAUCCCACGCAUGGAUUGUUCUCGAUCUUGCCAGACAGCAGCGCCCCCUGGUGUUUGCUGUGGCGCCACCAAGAGCCGAAAAAGGAAGGUGGUCUUCCGCUGCAGCGACGGCACCUCGUACUCCGAGGAGAUGGAGACGGCCCUGGAAUGUGGCUGUUCCAAAUGUCCGUUGUAACAGCACCGUAGUUUGUUCAU